AAAAUGGAUAAAGGAAAUUUGUCUGUAGUGUCAGAAUUUGUGCUUUUGGGACUUUGCCACUCAUGGAAUAUGCAGGUCUUAUUCUUAAUAUUUUUUAUACUUUACCUGAUUAUUAUAUCUGGAAAUAUUGUCAUUAUGAUCCUAAUCAUCACUGACUACCGUCUUCAUUCCCCCAUGUACUUCUUGUUGGCCAACCUGUCCUUUGUUGAUAUGUGGCUUUCUUCAGUCACCACUCCAAAGAUGAUCACAGACUUUCUCAGGGAGAACAAGACUAUUUCCUUUGGAGGGUGUAUGUGCCAGAUCCUCUAUGUACAUUGCGUUGGAGGGGGUGAGAUGGUGCUAUUAGUGGUAAUGGCCUAUGACCGCUUUGUAGCCAUUUGCAAGCCACUGCACUAUUCGACCAUUAUGAGCCUGCGAAAAUGCACUGGGCUGGUGGUGACUUCCUGGACCAUUGGCUUUGUGCAUGCCAUGAGUCAAAUGGCUGUGAUCGUGCAAUUGCCCUUCUGUGGCCCCAGGGAAAUUGACAGCUUCUUCUGUGACAUACCACUGGUAAUCAAGCUUGCUUGCAUAGAUUCCUACAAUUUGGGAAUAUUAAUGAAUGCUGACAGUGGGGUUCUGGCCAUGACGUGCUUUAUUCUGUUGUUGAUAUCCUAUACAUAUAUUCUUCUUACUAUCUGCCAAAGCUCUAAAACUGGUGCAUCCAAGGCACUAUCUACCUGCACUGCCCACAUCACAGUGGUGGUGCUUUUCUUCGGGCCUUGCAUCUUCAUCUAUGUGUGGCCACUCAGCAUCACCUGGGUGGACAAAUUUCUUGCUGUGUUUUACUCUGUUAUUACACCUCUCCUAAAUCCAGCCAUUUAUACCCUAAGAAAUAAAGAGAUAAAAGAUGCCAUGAAAAGAUUCAGACUCUACUACAUGCAUUCCAAGGGAAAUAUUUAA
This is a messenger RNA of Mirounga angustirostris (Northern elephant seal), 939 nucleotides long. RefSeq names its product olfactory receptor 4K14-like. The record is from RefSeq and is a predicted model, not a curated record. Gene Ontology annotation, biological process: G protein-coupled receptor signaling pathway. Gene Ontology annotation, molecular function: olfactory receptor activity; G protein-coupled receptor activity. The transcript has a single exon. Lineage: Eukaryota; Metazoa; Chordata; Mammalia; Carnivora; Phocidae. Gene Ontology annotation, cellular component: plasma membrane. The coding region runs from base 4 to 939 and encodes 311 amino acids.